Colletotrichum paranaense is the source of this 357-nucleotide messenger RNA. RefSeq lists its product as uncharacterized. Lineage: Eukaryota; Fungi; Ascomycota; Sordariomycetes; Glomerellales; Glomerellaceae. Bases 1 to 357 code for a protein of 118 amino acids. The transcript has 3 exons. The record is from RefSeq and is a predicted model, not a curated record.
AUGCGAGGCAGGGCACAGAGCAGCUGCAGCGGUUCAAGCCGCUCGAGCGCGUCGACGGGUUCAGCGUCGUCGGGGACGGAAGCAUAUGCUAACGGCUUUGGCAGGAGACAUUUCAUCUUUGACCGAGAUUGGUAUCCCGACGUGCCGCUGGUUAUCCAAGCGAAUCAACUGAUUAUCGGGCGUCUUGGGCUGGGGCACACGCUGCCGGAACUCGUGGCCGAGUCCGCGAGGAACGAGGCGGGCUGUCACCCGGGCACGAUGGCGGCGUACUUUCACCAUGCCAUUACGCUGGAGCUGGCGUGUUUGAUGAGCAAUGAUACGGUUCAGAUGGCGAUCGUAAAGGGUGUUAGGGUAUGA